GCGGCCAGCAGCAGACAUCACCUUCGCGCAGGAGACGCGGGCGCGUGAAGGCGGCAGAGAGGCAGUCCAGCGUUGGCAUCGCAAACGCGGCUUCGACUUCGACCUUGCUGCAGGGCUCAGCACGGGCGAAGGGCCCCAGUCCGUCUCAGGCGGGGUGGGCAUCGGCGUUCGGCAGCGGUUCGCGGUAGCCACGAUCGACACCAAGUUCAAGCAGCCCCACCGCGUGCCCAGACGGGUGGUCAACAUAGGCGACGGGCUCGCCAUCGAUCUCAUGCCUGUCUACCUUCGCGACGGGGAGAGCAUGAGUGAGGCCAACGCAGACAUCCUAUGGGACGUAGCGUCGCAGCUCAGGGUGGCUGCGCGGCCGUGGAUUCUAGCUGGCGACUUCAACAUGGACCCCCUCCAGAUCGCGGCGCGGGCCGCUACUGCUGGAGGACUCGCGCUGCAUACAGGGACGGCGACCUGCAGGGCGGGGGCGCUCAGUGAGCUUGAUUACGCGAUCAUCUCCAACGAGCUCCAGCAUUUCGUGUUCAGCCAUGGGCCAGUGGUCGAAGCCCCCAUCGGGCCACACAGCCCCGUCCUGUUGGAAGUGCGAGGGCUGCAUGCGGACGCCACGGUGCAGCAGCUACACCGCACGGCGCGGCUGCCGUUCGAUCGGGCCAUCGGCUGCACUCCCUGGGCCCCGCUGUCCGCCUGGACCUGGGAAGAGGGCACGGCCCCCCCUAGCCCGAAGGCAGCCAUGCAGGAGUGGCUCAGGCACGCCGAGGGCUACCUUCUUCCACUCUACGACCUGCACGGCGACGAGGCUCAGAAGUUCGCUGGCAGGGCGGACGGAGUGCGCUUCGUCAACGUCUCGAUCGCCGACGCCAGCCGUCGCCGCUGGGCGCAGCUCAGCUCGUAUGAGACCCACGCCUUGGGCGGUCUGGUCAGCCUACUGCAGCGCGCCGACUUGCUGGCGGCGCGAGGGAAGGACCCACAGGGCCUGGCCAGCCUGGGCAGCCGCCUGAAUGCGCUGCGCCUGGCCGACUACGACGGCAGCUGCGGCCCCGUGCCCAGGGGGGAGCUGGGCGCUGCAGCUACCUCCAGCGACGCGGCAUUGAGGAGGAGGCUCAUCGAGCACGCCAGGGCUCAGCAUCAGGCCAGCCAGCGCAGCGACGCCGCAGCAGCUAGGAAGCAGUGGCAGGCCUGGGCCAAGGGUGCGGCCACAGGCGGGGGGAAGCUGGCCCAUCGCUUCUCCAAGCCCGAGCCGCUGGCCAAGGCGGCCCUGGUCACGGCAGACGAGGACGAGGGCGACGCGCUUCCCGUCAAUGGCGACGAGGCAGCGCAGCACUGCCUCAAGGCGUGGCCCCCGCUCUGGCUCGACCCUCGACGCCGAGGAGGGCUCGAGGAGGCGGCCAGCUGGGAGGCAACCGAGCCGCUGCCGCACCUCGAGGUGGACAGCCUCAGGCACCUGCUCAAGCGGCACGGGCGGCGGGCUGGCCUGGGUUGGGACCAGCUCCACCCGAGGCAGCUGCUCCGCUUGGACGAGUCCUUCCUGGUCAGGCUCCUCGAGGUGCUGGCCAGCUGGGAGGACGCGCCCGAGGCCUACCUGGACUGGCUCUCGAUCAUCGUUUUCCGCGCCAAGGCCGACGGUGGCAGGAGGCCUAUUGCGCUCACCUGCCUUCAGAUUCGGCCCUGGUCGGCCAUGCGGGGGCCCAUCGUCAGGGAAUGGGAGGCGCAGCACCAUGAGGCCUGGUACAUCGGCGGGGAGCUCAACACGUGCGAGAGGGCUGGCUGGGCACACCAGACCCUCACAGCCCUGGCAUAUGAGAAAGGCCUCAGCACGGGCACUGUCCUGGGCGACCUGCGGAAGUUCUACGAGUCCUUCAAGAAGGUCGCGGCCUUCUACCCCAGCGUGCGGCUGGGCAGCGUCGUCGACGACUUCACGCUCCAGACAGUUGGCACCACGGGCAUGGUGAGAGCUGUGCUAGGACCCGCCAUGCGCAUGCUGUUGGGCUGCUUUGACGAGAAGCGGGUGCCCGUCCACUUCGGGAAGCUACGCUACCUCACACCCGACGCGGAGGUUGCGAGACAGCUAGAGUCAGAGUGGCCCGCCGAGGACGGCAGGGCGCAGCGCGGCAGGCUGCUGGGGAACGACGUGCACGACGGGCGCUGGAGGCGCACAGCCAUCGGUGCACAUCGCGUCGAGGAUGCGCUGGCCAGGUCUCGGCGGCUGCAGAUACUGAGGGCGGCCGGCGCCAAGGUCGCCGCGGUGCAGAGGGGCGGCCCCACGGCAGCCGCCACCUGGGGCUCGGCCACGACUGGUGCUUCCGUCGGACUGAGGAUGAGGUGCUACCCCAAAGGCAUCGAGAGGGACCCCGCGGCGGUGAACGCAGGCCAGGUUGUGCUGCAGUUCGGCAUGGCGCUCUGGCUGGGCUACCCCACCCCGUUCGCCCUCAGCACGCUGCUGGAGAAGGCCAAGCAGCGGCUCGUGACGGCGAAGCGGCCAUGGGCUACCUGCAGGGACCCCGUGGCAGCCUUUUUCCUCACCAUCCGCAGGCUCGGCUGGUCCAUCGAGGGCUGCAGGUACGUCUCCACGGACCAGGGGUUGGAGGUCGACCUCGCCAGGGUUUCGCCGUCCUUCAGCAAGGAGCUGGCAGAGGGGGCGGCCAAGAGGUGGUCGGACCGCGACGCCACCUUCAGGCUCUACCCCCACCAGAGCUCGGAGUUGUACUGGGGCUCGCUGCAGCGUCUGGGCAGGACCAAGGAGUCGCUCGGCUGGCAGCAGCACCAGCGGGCGGCCCUCCACUCCGUCAUUCCAGGCACGGUACUUUCCCAGACGCGGCUCUACAAGAGAGGCAUGGCCUCGGAGUGGGAAUGCCUCCUGUGCAGGCGAGACCCCGACGGUGAUCCAGUAAGGUGGCAUCGGCGACCAGCCUCGGGAUACCUCACAGGCCUCAUCUUCACCGACGGCAGCGUGGUCGGCACGCGAUGGCCAGAGCUGCAGCGCGCGGGCUGGUCGCUCGUGCAGUGCGACGGGCAUGGGCGCCUGGUCGCUGCAGCAUGGGGAUGGGUGCCCCUCUCCAUGGCGCCGCGGCAGGAAGCGCGGGACGGCGAGGACUACGCCUACCACAUGGCGGCGUUCCUCUGCGAGGGCCACGUCGACUUCCAGACGGACUGCUCAGGGACGGUGGCCUGCGCCCUGCGGGGGGGCAGCACGGGCAUGCCGCCAUGGGUCUCCGAGGGCCCACACGUGGAACGCGUUCUACGCCGCCUUCGACAGCUCACGGAGCUACACUGUCACCUAGGCAACAGGCUCGCCGACGAGGCAGCGAAGGAGGGCGCUAAGCUGGGACUGGCAGACGACCAGCUGGACAUCGCCUACGGCCUCGAUCUCAUCGCAAGGCAGGCGAUGAUCUUCACGGGUAAGCUCCACGCGCGCAUGGCGGAUCGGAAGCAGAUCGACCACGCCAGCGACGUCAUCCUGGAGCUCGCGGAGCACGAGGUGGGCUACGAGGAGCCUGAAGCCAGUGGUGGCCACUCAGCCGAGGCCUCCUGGGUGGCUGCAGGAGCAGCGGUGGUGGCCCUCGCAGCGGCGCGAGCCUCGGCGGCGGCCGAUGAGCCCCCUGCAGCACGACGACCACGUACGCCUUGGUUGAUCGGGGGCCACGCCAUCGUCGAGAGGGCCAUCACGGGGCCUGGCACGGACGGCUCCACCAUGGUCCACUGCGUGAAGUGCUACGCCUAUGCCCACCAGCGCACGAUGGGCAUCCUGAGGCCGUGCGGCACGGGGGCAGGACGUGAGCCACAGACGGACAGGAUUCGCAGAGGGCUGUUCCCUAGCGUGAAGGGCGGCCGCGGUGCAUGGCGCCUCGGGGAGCAGCGUUUUCCCUCCGAGGCCUGGCAAGCGAAAUUCGGCCAGAGGCUUGCGCCCCCCGCCGCCCCCGAGGCCAGCAGGGCCACGGGCAGCGGGCAGCUGGGCCCAGCGCAACGUCUGCCCCGUUCGCGAGCGCUGCAGCGUUUUGGGGUCGGGCCGGGGCAGGAUGCCGACUUCCUCUCCUGGUCGGCCAGGCAGCGUGCCGCUCGGAGGUCCGAGGGAGACCCCGACGAGAUCGAAGGGGAGUCCUCCGACUAA
Messenger RNA from Prorocentrum cordatum, 4114 nucleotides. Lineage: Eukaryota; Dinophyceae; Prorocentrales; Prorocentraceae. The record is from the annotation of a GenBank genome assembly.